This is a messenger RNA of Oreochromis niloticus (Nile tilapia), 558 nucleotides long. RefSeq names its product claudin-4-like. NCBI's taxonomy places the organism in Eukaryota, Metazoa, Chordata, Actinopteri, Cichliformes, Cichlidae. Gene Ontology annotation, cellular component: bicellular tight junction; membrane. The transcript has a single exon. The coding region runs from base 1 to 558 and encodes 185 amino acids. Gene Ontology annotation, molecular function: structural molecule activity. The record is from RefSeq and is a predicted model, not a curated record.
AUGGUGGCUUGCGAAAGACAGCUUCUAGGCCUGGCUUUGGCCUGCAUCGGCUUACUGGGGAGCAUCAUUAGCUGUGCUCUCCCCACAUGGAGCAUCUUGACAAAAGAUGACAAAACGAAGAACACAUGUGUGAUCUCACCAACAGGUGAAAUGCACUGCAUGGGGUACGAGUAUAUACCGUUACCUGAAGGCAUGAAGGGUGCCAGAGCACUCAUCAUCAUUGCCAUCAUCAUUGAGGUCCUUGGGAUCCUGCUUGGUGUGGCUGGGAGAAAUUUUAUGAACUUUGUGCCAGACGAAAGGCAAAGGAGCAAAAUGGCUCUGACUUCUGGAAUUGCCUUCCUCAUUGCAGGCUUCUUUUUUCUCAUAUCAGUCAGCUGGACCACCAACACCAUCAGAGAUGGUCAUCCUACCCAGUCUACUUAUGCUCUUGCUCAUGUGCUAAUUAAAAAGAUGGAGUUGGGAGCCUCGCUCUACAUUGGCUGGUUCACUACUCUUCUUCUGUUCCUGGGAGGAGGCCUCAUCUGCAGCUCCUUUUUCCGCAGAAAUGGAACUGAGUAA